AUGGAAUCAUUGCCACAGCUGGUCAUCGGCCAGGUCCUACGAAUCUCCGGUUAUGGCAUCGCUUUGGUGUUGAUCUCGGUUGUUCUGAAUGUCAUCAACCAGCUAUUUUUCUACAGCGGGAAUGAACCUCCUGUUGUGUUCCAUUGGUUUCCUAUUUUGGGGAGUACGAUUAGUUAUGGCAUGGAUCCGUAUCAGUUCUUUUUGUCGUGUCGACGGAAGCAUGGUGAUAUCUUCACUUUCAUUCUCUUGGGCAAGAAGACUACUGUCUACCUGGGCACAGAUGGCAAUGAGUUUAUUCUCAAUGGAAAGCUCAAGGAUGUCAAUGCUGAGGAGGUCUAUGGCAAGCUGACCACGCCGGUCUUUGGGUCGGAUGUUGUGUAUGACUGCCCGAACUCGAAGCUCAUUGAGCAGAAGAAGUUCAUCAAAUUCGGCCUCAGUCAAGAAGCCCUGGAAUCUUACGUCCCUCUCAUCGAAGAAGAAGUCAACCAAUACAUCAAAACAUCCGGCCAUUUCAAAGGCAAAUCCGGUACCAUCGACCUCGGCGCCAUCAUGGCCGAAAUAACCAUCUUCACAGCCGGCCGCACUCUCCAAGGAGACGAAGUCCGAGCAAAACUCACCUCCGAGUUCGCGGAUCUCUACCACGACCUUGACCUCGGUUUCUCGCCCAUCAACUUCAUGCUCCCCUGGGCACCACUACCGCACAAUCGUAAGCGAGAUCUUGCUCAUGCACGCAUGCGCGAGAUUUACCUUGACAUCAUCCGUGAACGACGCAAGACUGGUACAGCCGAAGAAACCCAGACGAAGGAUAUGAUCUGGAAUCUGAUGCGCUGCGUCUACCGCGAUGGAACACCCAUCCCAGAUAAAGAAAUCGCCCAUAUGAUGAUCACCCUACUCAUGGCCGGCCAACACUCCUCAUCCGCAAUAAGUUGCUGGAUAAUGCUCCGACUCGCGUCCGAACCCUCAAUGACCGAAAAACUAUACAAUGAACAAAUCAACACCCUGGGCACGUCCCUCCCACCCCUCCAAUACAAAGAUCUCGAAAAACUCCCCCUCCUCCAAAACGUCAUCAAAGAAACCCUCCGCAUCCACUCCUCCAUCCACACGCUCAUGCGCAAAGUGAAAAACCCCAUGCCCAUCCCUGGAACACCCUACGUGAUCCCAACAUCCCACACCCUCCUCUCCUCACCUGGUGUAACAGCCCGCGAUGAGCGCUACUUCCGGAACCCGAUGAAAUGGGAUCCGCAUCGGUGGGAGGAACGUGUUGAGGUUGAGGAUGACUCUGAUACUGUGGAUUAUGGGUAUGGGGCUGUGUCGAAGGGGACGAGGAGUCCUUAUUUGCCGUUUGGGGCGGGGAGACAUCGAUGUAUUGGGGAGAAGUUUGCGUAUUUGAAUUUGGAUGUUAUUGUUGCGACGCUCGUGAGGGAGUUUCGGUUUUUUAAUGCGGAGGGGAGGGAGGGGGUGCCUGAGACGGAUUAUUCGUCUCUUUUCUCGCGGCCGAUGCAGCCGGCGACGGUGCGGUGGGAGCGUCGUUAA
Penicillium subrubescens is the source of this 1533-nucleotide messenger RNA. Its product is annotated as cytochrome P450. Gene Ontology annotation, molecular function: heme binding; iron ion binding; monooxygenase activity. Gene Ontology annotation, biological process: ergosterol biosynthetic process. The transcript has 4 exons. Bases 1 to 1533 code for a protein of 510 amino acids. NCBI's taxonomy places the organism in Eukaryota, Fungi, Ascomycota, Eurotiomycetes, Eurotiales, Aspergillaceae. The record is from RefSeq and is a predicted model, not a curated record.